This is a messenger RNA of Colletotrichum higginsianum IMI 349063, 1497 nucleotides long. Its product is annotated as Integral membrane protein. The record is from RefSeq and is a predicted model, not a curated record. The transcript has 4 exons. The coding region runs from base 1 to 1497 and encodes 498 amino acids. NCBI's taxonomy places the organism in Eukaryota, Fungi, Ascomycota, Sordariomycetes, Glomerellales, Glomerellaceae.
AUGGCUGCUGUCACAUCUCUUCGCUCCGCAAUGAUACCUCGGAGUCAGAUGCAAACUCGCCGGAAAAGCAUUAUCGAGCUGCAUGGAAUUCCGCCAAUCCUACGGCCGCUCCUCCGGGCCUAUUUCCUUGGCUAUGCUUCCGCCGUUGCCCCGAGGAUCCUGACAUUGUUGAUGCAGUACAUCACCAGGAAACGCCGCAAAGCCGCAACUGAAAAUGGGCAGUGCAUUGGGUUUGUAACUCAAUUGAGGCGAAUAGUCCUUGCCGGCCUAGAUCCGCAGCGUUUCCCGACUUUUUGCGCCUUGAUAGUUGGCGGCAGUACACUGCUAGAGGAGCCUCUGCGUCGAUUAUUCGAGCGCAACGCGAAUGGUCUCGCCGAAGCAACCCGCACAAGGCUUGCCAGAUGGAGCGCCGCAUUCAUUGCUGCUUGGUUCAGUCUGCAACUCCUGCAGUCCAAGAAAAGCUCGGCUUUCACGGAGAAUGUCCCAGUCAAGUCUGAUGUCCCUCCAGGAGCUAAACUGAAGGAAGUCCGGUAUGCCGGACGGACUCUUGACCUGACCCUUUUCACGUUAACGCGGGCACUCGAUGUUAUCAUUGGUGAACUAUGGGCUCGCAGACGCGCGCGCCGCAUUGCGGAGGGGAGCUGGACCAAGGCGGAGCGGAUCAUCGGCAGAUUCACCGACCCGUCUCUGUUCGUUACGUCGUGCGCAUUCAUCAUGUGGGCGUGGUUCUACCACCCCUCUCGGCUGCCCAGCGCCUACAACAAAUGGAUCAGCUCGGCGGCCAAUGUCGAUAUGCGGCUCAUCGAGGCUCUCCAAAAGCUGCGUGCCGGCGAGAUGGCCUAUGGCCAGAGCGGGCAGGCCGAGCUGCUCCAAAGCAUGUGUGAGAAGUACAAGUGGCCGAUAGAAUGGGGCGACCCGUCAAAGUCUAUCCCCAUUCCUUGUGAAAUGGUGCACAUGGGAUGCGGCCCCUCGUGCGAGCUCCACGCCAUCAGUCGUUUCUAUCGGUCGUGGAAAUGGUCCAUGGCCAUGUACCUGCCCCUGAGCGUGGCGCUCCUCCUCCGGGGGCCUAUCAAUAAGAAGAACGUCUUGCGGACGCUGGUCUCGGCUUCGCGGUCGGCGGCGUUCCUAGGCACGUAUAUCACGCUCUUCUACUACGGUGUUUGUCUCGCCCGGACGAGGAUUGGACCUCGGGUCAUCGGCAAGGACCUGGCGGCGCGGCAGAAGAUCGACGCGGGCAUAUGCGUUCGUGCCGGAUGCUGUCUGUGCGGCUGGAGUGUUCUCGUCGAGUCCGUCAGCCGCCGCAAAGACAUGGCUCUUUUCGUCGCUCCGCGGGCCAUGGCCACGCUAUUGCCCAGACGGUACGGCAUGGACAAGCAGUGGAGGGAGACGCUGGUUUUUGCCGCCAGCACGGCGGUCGUGUUUACCUGCAUUCAUGAGAACCAGGCCCGUGUGCGAGGCGUGUUGGGUGGUGUUCUUGGAUUGGUAUUGCGCAACUAG